GCCGACUGCUUCCUGGGCACAAUGGUGCUAUCAGUCACCGAGCUCCUCUGCGUCCACCGCUGCACCGCGGUUGACAUCAGCGGUGUAGCUCACAAUGCGGAUGCGCAGGUGCACGAGAUGCUGUGGAGGAAGGUGCAGCUGGAACUCGAAGGUCUUCUUUUCUUCUUCGACUUCCCUUUGUCGCACUUGGAAGCCUCCGGGUGGCCUUUGUUGUCUUUGCUCCGGAAGUUGGGAGCUGCAUUCCGCUACACCUUCGGCAACGUGGUGCCCAAUGAGUGCGACUUGCUGGACGGCGCGAGGGCUGACGAGCUGCACGGCCACGUGAUGUCUAUGCUGCAGGAUCGCGUCUUUGAUCCGGAGGAGCUCCGGGAUGCUGCAGAAGCAGCAACCCGCUUCCUCGACCUGCGAGAUGCCUGUCCUUUCGCGUCGGGGGCGGCGAUGUUGGUGCUUCUGCGGGCGGUGCAGCUCUCGAGCAAGUUGGCCGUGCAGGAGAGCGACUUCUCCUGGAUGCUCCUGGAUGCCCCUCUGGCCCUUAGGGUUUAG
Molecule: messenger RNA, 543 nt
Organism: Symbiodinium sp. CCMP2456
Lineage: Eukaryota; Dinophyceae; Suessiales; Symbiodiniaceae
Source: the annotation of a GenBank genome assembly